Ipomoea triloba (trilobed morning glory) is the source of this 2284-nucleotide messenger RNA. RefSeq names its product sphingolipid delta(4)-desaturase DES1-like. The record is from RefSeq and is a predicted model, not a curated record. Gene Ontology annotation, molecular function: sphingolipid delta-4 desaturase activity. Lineage: Eukaryota; Viridiplantae; Streptophyta; Magnoliopsida; Solanales; Convolvulaceae. The transcript has 3 exons. Gene Ontology annotation, biological process: ceramide biosynthetic process. Gene Ontology annotation, cellular component: membrane. The coding region runs from base 1078 to 2070 and encodes 330 amino acids.
UUUUUUGAUAAAGCUUAAACUUUUAAUCAAAUAUGGAUGAGUUUUGAUCAAUGUCACCUAUGUGGAGAAUCAUUGGACUUUGAUUUUAUGGAAAAAGUUUGCAAUUGUCAGGUUUGCAUGUGAUUUUAGUGUGAAAAGGUUCACAAGUUAUUAUUGGUUUAAUUUUAAAAAGCUAUUGUGAUUUUAGUGUGUAAAGAAUCACAAGUUAUUCAUAGUUGAUCGGUUUUAUUUAAAAAGGCUAAUCGAUGGUUUUCACAUAAAGUCAAUUUUGUAAUUUUAUAGAAGUGUGCAAAAGAUUUAAUUUUUUUGGUCAUGGGAAGGGGAGGAACCCCACAGGCUAUCUCCUGUUUGCUCUAUCGUUGUACUUCAACACUCUGAUUUACUUUCCUCAAAGAACUCACAGAUAUCGUUUGGCAGGUCGUCAAAUUCAAUUUAGUCACAUCUUUUUUCGCACUUCAAUUCUUGUAAGGCUAUUUGUAACUCUAUUUUAAUCUCGGAAAAUAUGAGUAAUUUUUAUAUCCCAAACCUUUUUAAAUCAGUACUUACAAAUUCUCAUAACAUCUCGGUUCUAAUGGUUCGGGGCCCUUACUAAUUUAUUUAAAAAAAUCAAUAGAUAGUUCUUAAAUUAAUUUUGUUAUCUUGUAGAAGUUAAUUGUUGCAUCAACUUUUUGGUUUUUGGGUAAUAAUAAUGUGUCCACAAUUGCUAAAAUAUAGUAAAAGGACAAUGCACAUGGUAGGUGUAGGUAUGAUGGAAGCAGCAAGGGUGAAGACAGCAAGAAGAAAAGAAGGGUGAAGAGUGAAGACAGCUGUGAUGGUAUAAAGAAGACAAAGCUGCAUAGAUUAAAUUGUUUUUAAUUAUACAUAAAUGAUGUUUGUCACAGAUGUAAUAUGAUAUAUGAUAAUUUUAAAAAAUAGUUGGAUUAAAAUUGCAAUUUCCAGGCGUUUGCGUCCAAGAAAGGAACGAAAGGCAGAGAGCAAAAGAGAGAAACAUGGCACCCGAGGCUAAACAUUCCAAAAAAACAAGAAAGAUCCAGUAGUCCGUAGAGGGAAGAAGAGAAUAAGAGAGAGAGAGAGAGAAUGGGAUUUGCGGGGGAAGAGAGAGAAGAAGGUGUAAUGGCUACAGAUUUCUUUUGGUCAUACACAGAUGAGCCUCAUGCCUCGCGUAGACGGCAGAUCCUCUCUCAGUACCCUCAAAUCAAAGAGCUCUUUGGCCCUGACCCCUAUGCUUGUCUCAAGAUAUCUGUGGUUGUUAUCCUUCAGCUUUGGACUGCUACCUAUCUCUACAAUGCAAGCUGGCUGAAAAUUCUAGCUGUGUCAUACUUUUUUGGUUCAUUUCUCAACCACAACCUCUUCUUGGCCAUCCAUGAGCUCAGCCAUAAUCUCGCUUUCUCAACCCCAGUUUAUAAUCGCUGGCUUGGGAUUUUCGCUAACCUUCCUGUUGGGGUACCCAUGUCCGUCACCUUCCAAAAGUAUCAUCUCGAGCACCAUAGAUUCCAAGGCUAUGAUGGAAUUGACAUGGAUCUCCCCAGCCUUACGGAAGCCCACCUUGUCACGAAUGCCAUCGCCAAAAGCGUAUGGGUUAUCUUUCAACUCUUCUUUUAUGCUCUCAGGCCUCUUUUCCUCAAGCCAAAACCGCCUGGUGUGUGGGAGUUCACCAAUUUGACUGUCCAGCUCGCCCUUGAUGCUGCUUUGGUAUACUUCUUCGGUUGGAAAUCUUUUGCUUAUUUGAUCUUGUCGACAUUUGUUGGUGGCGGCAUGCACCCUAUGGCUGGCCACUUCAUCUCGGAGCACUACGUCUUCAAUCCCGAACAGGAGACAUACUCGUACUAUGGUCCCCUGAAUCUAAUGACGUGGAGUGUAGGCUAUCACAACGAGCACCAUGAUUUCCCCAGGAUCCCCGGGAGCAAGCUUUACAAGGUGAAAGAGAUUGCACCGGAAUAUUAUGAUACUCUAGAUUCGUAUUCAUCCUGGAGCCAAGUCAUCUACAUGUAUGUAAUGGAUCGUACGGUUGGGCCUUUUAGCAGAAUGAAGAGAAAAUUGGCAGAUAUGAGGGAGAAGAAAUCUGAAUAGUUCCCCCCCUCUACUCUAGGCUUCAAAUGGGAUUCUUCUCCCAUUCUUGGACUCCUUGUUCUGUGACAUUGUUAAGCAAUCAGCGUCCCCUUGUUUAGGCUUUAGAUUGACAAAUGAAUGCUUGAUUCCAUUAUUUCAUUAUUUAUACAAUUUUGUAAUGUGUAAUUGUUUGGACACACAAAACUGAAAUCUCAUUACAUAUUCAUUUUCUGCA